This is a messenger RNA of Colletotrichum spaethianum, 222 nucleotides long. RefSeq lists its product as uncharacterized. Bases 1 to 222 code for a protein of 73 amino acids. The record is from RefSeq and is a predicted model, not a curated record. NCBI's taxonomy places the organism in Eukaryota, Fungi, Ascomycota, Sordariomycetes, Glomerellales, Glomerellaceae. The transcript has a single exon.
AUGUCUUCGACAACGACUGUCGACCUGGAGCGUGCCAAGGAGAGCAACACUGCGAUGAUCCUGGCCGUGACGGGUACUUUCCACGCACUCGCUCUUCUCUUUGUCGCACUCCGCACAUACACACGCGCCAUCAUCGUUAAGACGAUUGGGUUCGACGACUACAUGAUGAUCCUGUCUGCGGUAUGGCUUCUUCAACAGGUCAAAGCAUUAGACCGAUGCUGA